GAGCACGAGUGGAGGUAAUGCUCGAAGAAUCAAGAUCCCUUCUCCGAUAAACAGAUGGAACUUCAGAAGAUUUCUUCCUAGUAGCAUCAACGAAGAUGAUCACCUGGGUCCGCUACCGAGGUUCUCGAAUAGGAAGCCAGUAGGUGCACCUCCUAGCCCCAUGACAAGAGAAGAGUACAAAAAAGCAGGGCGAACAUGGGGAGUAAUCAACUUCAAAAUCUCGCCCAUCUUGAAGAAGCGACAAUUCGGGAGCAACAAAAAGAAAGUAGUG
Molecule: messenger RNA, 271 nt
Organism: Amoebophrya sp. A25
Lineage: Eukaryota; Dinophyceae; Syndiniales; Amoebophryaceae
Source: the annotation of a GenBank genome assembly